AAUGUUUGGUCAAAAACAUCCAAAACUGUAGGGGGUUGAAUUUCCUUUGUGUGAGACUGCGAUCUUAAUUUGUGCAUUUUCUUCGAUUCGCAAAACAAAAAAGUUUUGCUUUCUUUGACUCGGAGUUCAUCUUUCAGAUCUGUGCAACUCCUUCAAAGCGAUUGUUUAUCAUGAGAAACCAAACAGUUCGUUGCAAAUACGAUGUAUUUCUAAACUUUCAAAGUGAAGACACCGGCAAGAACUUCACAGAUCAUUUAUAUGCUGCGUUGGAUCGAAAAGGAGUUAAAGUUUUUAAGGGUGACAAUGAAUUUGAAAGAGAAAUUCCCAUUUCAAAUAGAAUUGAAGACUCAAGAAUUUCAAUUGUUGUUUUCUCAAAAAGCUAUGCUUCUAAUAUUCAAUGUUUAGAUGAACUCGUUACGAUUGUUAAAUGUAAAAACACAAUGGGACAAAUAGUUAUUCCAGUAUUCUAUGGUGUGGAGCCCUAUGAACCAAGACAUCAAGAAGGAGUGUUUAAAGAAGCAUUUUCUGGGCAUGAAGAAAGCUUUGAGGAGAAUAUAGAGAAAGUGCAAAUGUGGAGGAAGAGUCUAAAGGAGGUGUCCGAUCUUUCUGGAUUUCACUUGAAGGAUGGGUAUGAAGCAGAAUUUAUUGAAGGUGUUGUGAAGGAAAUAUCAAGUAAAUUAAGUAGUUCAACUUCAACCUCAGCCUCAACUUCAACCUCAGCCUCAAACUUGAUCAAUCUCAAAAGAUUAGUGACUGCCUCUGCCACUGCAGUAAUUACAUGUUUAGAGAAUCUUGUAAUGCAGGAGGCCCACGCUAACACAAUCAGAGUCGUGGGGCCAAUAACCCAAUACCUGACCCCUUUUUUUUUUUUUAAAAUUUUUUUUUGAGCCGACAAUAUAUCAAACUUCCCCUUUAUCGAGGGCCCAAGUUCCCAAGAGUUAGUGGGGCAAAUUGACCUCUUUCUCACCUCAA
This is a messenger RNA of Mangifera indica (mango), 972 nucleotides long. Its product is annotated as TMV resistance protein N-like. Gene Ontology annotation, biological process: signal transduction. The transcript is spliced from 3 exons. The record is from RefSeq and is a predicted model, not a curated record. Lineage: Eukaryota; Viridiplantae; Streptophyta; Magnoliopsida; Sapindales; Anacardiaceae. Bases 171 to 887 code for a protein of 238 amino acids.